AUGCAGGACUCCGGCGGAUGCAGAGGGGUUGAAAAUAAUGACGUCCCGUUCGGACAGUGGGAGUGGGGAGGACUCGUUGGACCGGCUCCUGCCUCAUGCCGGGGCCCCCCGCAGGAAGAGCACCACCACGCUGAGUAAAACAGAGCCCCCUCUGCUCCGCACAGGCACGCGCACCAUUUACACCGCCGGCCGCCCUCCCUGGUAUGACGAGCACGGAGCUCAGUCAAAGGAGGCCUUUGUCAUUGGGCUGUGUGGGGGAAGCGCCUCAGGGAAAACCACCGUAGCAAAUAAAAUCAUUGAGGCCCUGGAUGUGCCUUGGGUCGUGCUGCUGUCUAUGGACUCUUUCUACAAGGUCUUAUCUCCAGAGGAGCAGCUCCUGGCAGCAAAGAAUGACUACAACUUUGACCACCCUGGGGCGUUCGACUUCGAGCUGCUGGUGUCCACCCUGCGAAAGCUCAAGCAGGGAAAGAGCGUGAAGAUUCCAGUGUACGAUUUCACCACACACAGGAGACAGAAAGACUGGAAAAAUGUGUAUGGGGCCAGUGUUAUCAUAUUUGAGGGAAUUAUGUCUUUUGCGGACAAAGAGCUUCUUCAGCUCUUGGAUAUGAAAAUCUUUGUCGACACAGACUCAGACAUUCGACUCGUCCGCCGGCUCCGCAGGGACAUCACAGAGCGCGGCCGGGACAUUGAAGGCGUCAUCAAGCAGUACAAUAAGUUUGUGAAGCCGGCGUUUGAGCAGUACAUCGAGCCGACCAUGAGGCUGGCUGACAUCGUCGUACCUCGAGGUGGUGGGAACAUGGUGGCCAUUGAUCUGAUAGUUCAGCACGUCCACAGCCAGCUGGAGGAGCGCGAGCUCAGUGUCAGAGCACUCCUGGCCUCUGUUCAACAGACUCAGCCGCUGCCUCAGACUCUUAGUGUGCUGGAAAGCACGCCACAGGUCCGAGGCCUUCACACCAUCAUCAGGAACAAGGAGACCAGCCGUGAUGAAUUCAUCUUCUACUCAAAGAGAUUAAUGCGUCUUCUUAUCGAGUAUGCGCUGACAUUUCUACCUUCUCAGCCUUGUGUGGUUCAGACUCCACAGGGCUCAGAAUACGAGGGCCGCAGCUACAAUGGGAAAGGAAUUACCGGCGUGUCCAUCCUAAGGGCAGGAGAGACCAUGGAGCCUGCACUGAGGGCCGUGUGCAAGGACGUCCGCAUCGGGAAAAUUCUCAUCCAGACCAACCUGGACUCAGGCGAGCCAGAGUUGCACUACUUGCGCUUGCCUAAAGACAUCAGCGAGGAUCAUGUCAUCCUAAUGGACAGCACAGUCUCCACCGGCGCCGCAGCCAUGAUGGCGGUGCGAGUCCUGUUGGAUCACGAGGUACAGGAAGACAACAUCAUGUUGGUGUCCCUGCUGAUGGCUGAACUUGGGGUGCACUCUGUGGCCUACGCCUUCCCGAAGGUUAAGAUCAUUACCACCGCUGUGGACAAGGACCUGGACCAAUUCUUCCACGUUAUUCCUGGUAUCGGAGACUUCGGGGACCGGUACUUUGGGACAGACGGGUCAAUCAGCUGCUGUGAUGAUGAGGACCAGGAACAGCUUUCAUUGUGACUCAAAAUCCUGUGAAAAACAUGGUACCAGAGAACUCUGAUUCAGACAUAGACUGCAAACAUGUUCUUAUAUUUGUUUUUUACUCUAUAAACCAUGUUUCGUACUAUAAAAAUAUAGUAAUUAUGAUUUACUUUGUCUAAGGACUUGUGAUAGAGGAGACACAGUGCCAUCACCUUGAAAUUCAGCUGUGCAUUACUGUAACUUGGACUGUUAAUUUUUUUUGUUUCUUAAAUUUUUCUUUGUCUUAAAUUAACAGGUUGAGAUAUAGAGGCACUGUGACAUUCAUCUGUUAUUUUAUUUAGUAUACUAGGCUAAUAAAAGCCUUCUGUUCUAAGAAAUGCUGCAGCUGCCUUUUAAAAAAAAAAUAGAAUUUUUUUCACAUUUAAAAAUCUAUGCAAAAAAACUGUUGGAAGAUUUUACGAUAUCAAAAGUAACACAUCAACUCAAAUGACACCGUGACAAUAUUGUUAGCUAAAUCUGGCCGUGGGUUUAAUGUUUGACGUCUUUUCUUUUAAAAAAGCUCCAGUUUUACAUUAGAGUGAAACUUUCUCAGAAUCAAUCGGGUUCAGUGUAGAAUAGACGAUAUUUUUCACAUUCAUUGUUUCUCUUCCUUAAUUCUGUUCUGCACAGGCGUGGAUCCUUUCCACAGCAGUUUAACUUUGAUGAAAGUAAAUGUAAAUUGUAAAUUGCAUGUACUUAUAUAGCCCUUUUUCAAGUCAGAGGACAUGACCAAGCGCUUUUCAUUCACCUAUUCACACACACGCACUGAUGGUGGCGAGCUAGAUCGUAGCCACAGCUGCCCUGAGACUCACUGACA
Cyprinodon variegatus (sheepshead minnow) is the source of this 2408-nucleotide messenger RNA. RefSeq names its product uridine-cytidine kinase-like 1 (gene uckl1a). Gene Ontology annotation, cellular component: cytoplasm. Gene Ontology annotation, molecular function: ATP binding; kinase activity. Bases 38 to 1591 code for a protein of 517 amino acids. The transcript is spliced from 15 exons. Lineage: Eukaryota; Metazoa; Chordata; Actinopteri; Cyprinodontiformes; Cyprinodontidae. The record is from RefSeq and is a predicted model, not a curated record.